CCAGCACAUUGAACUAUCUGCGAGUAUUGUGGACGUCUUGUGCGAUAAGACUAACUAAAGAAUGAGCAAAUUUAGGAAAGAAACAGAAUCCAAGAACAAAUGUGUGGAGCUUGUUGGAUCAGAAGAUCACACGCAUGAUUUCACUGUAGAUGAAAUCCAGCGAAUUCGAGCUAAUCUGCUGACAUGGUACGACAAGAAUUGCAGAAAGCUUCCCUGGAGAGAGUUGGCGUCUCAACCUGAUCUAAAUAGGCGUGCAUAUGCUGUGUGGGUCUCUGAAGUUAUGCUGCAACAAACACAGGUCGCCACCGUAAAGGAGUAUUACAUUCGCUGGAUGGAGAAAUGGCCGACUGUUGAACAUUUGUCGCGUGCGAGUUUGGAAGAAGUGAACGAGAUGUGGUCAGGACUUGGUUACUAUUCGCGAGCAAAGAGACUCCACGAUGGAGCUAAAAAGGUUGUAGAGAAAAUGAAAGGAAACAUACCUUCCACAGCAUCUGAACUACUGAAAGAGCUACCAGGAGUUGGUAAAUACACUGCAGGCGCUAUUGCUUCCAUUUCAUUUGGUGAGUGCACUGGAAUAGUUGAUGGAAAUGUGAUUAGAGUUUUAUCAAGGCUUUGUGGUAUUGGUGCUGUAAGUUCCAGUACUCAAGCUGAGCGGAAGUUUUGGGAGCUUUCUCAUAAACUUGUUCCUGAAGAUAGACCUGGUGAGUUUAAUCAGGCUUUAAUGGAAUUUGGAGCAACACUGUGUACACCUCAAGCUCCACGGUGUCAUGUAUGCCCUCUGCAAAGGGAUUGUAGUGCUUUAAAGCAAGUAGUGAAACAGGACUCUCCAGUAUCCAUUCUGCAUAGAGAAAAAGGACUAACAUCCAGCAAUGGCAUAAAAGUUGAUAAACAUGUUGACAUUGAAGAAUGUAUCCUUUGCCUACCAUCUUCACUGUGGAAGCCCUCCCUCGGUGUUUGCAAUUACCCACAGAAACCUAAACGGAAACAACCUAAAGAGGAGACUUUGGCUGUUGUUGUUAUUAAACAUGACAUGGAGGUGGGAUCUCAUUUUCUGUUGACUCAGAGACCCAAAACAGGACUUUUAGCAGGCUUGUGGGAUUUCCCUAAUGUUGCUGUAGAAUCAAAUCAAUCUGAUGCUUACAUGUUUACUACCCUUUGUAACUUCUUGGAAAACAACCUGGGUAUCACCCUCAAACAGAGGACUCAAAAAAGAAUAGCAGAGGUUUCUCAUAAAUUCUCGCACGUUCAUCAUAAGUACAUGGUGUUUUCAUAUGAGCACCCUGAAAUCAAGCAUUUGCUUCAAACCUCCCAAGAAAAAAGCAAAAUAAGGUGGAUAACAAGAGAAGACUUAGAUACUGCAGCUCUUUCCACAGCCAUGCGGAAAGUUUUCACUGCCUUCGAAAUGCACAACAGUGGUGAGAAUGAAAAACAAGCCAAAGUGGACAGGAAAAGAAAGAGACCAAAUUCUCAUGAUGGCAGAAAACAGAUGGUGCUUGAUGGAUUUCUCAAGUCAAAGGACCAACAAAAGUAAGAAGUCUUGGGUUUUGUGUGGUGUAUUUUCCCAUGUCAAUUCACACCAGAACCAGUUUACAUUAGUGUUGUUCCUUCCAUGCUCUAUUGCAUUGUCACAUAUACAUUGUAGUGAAAGUGCUAGUGGGCUUGUAGUAAAUGACUGUUGGAAAGGUAGCUUGAGGAGACAUGUACUUUUAAUGGACCAAGUUGGUAAGAAGAUUUAACCACUCAUAACAGUUUUGGACUUUAGAUUGCCAAAUUAACACUGACAGUCAACUUUCAAUGCCUUGAAGCCAGUGCUUUCAUUAAGACCUGGCAUCUGCAGGUAUUUUGUUGUGAAUUCCCAGGUAUACUUUGUCACAUUCAAGUCAAGUUUUUAGAACAGAAAAAUAAAUAACAAAGAAAACAA
Molecule: messenger RNA, 1921 nt
Organism: Pocillopora verrucosa
Lineage: Eukaryota; Metazoa; Cnidaria; Anthozoa; Scleractinia; Pocilloporidae
Product: adenine DNA glycosylase
Biological process (GO): base-excision repair; mismatch repair
Cellular component (GO): nucleus
Molecular function (GO): purine-specific mismatch base pair DNA N-glycosylase activity; oxidized purine DNA binding; adenine/guanine mispair binding
Source: RefSeq, a predicted model, not a curated record